UUUUCCUCCUGGUGGCCACCACUGGGCUUUCCUUGGGGUCCCCACGCCCUCCCACUCACGGCCCACACCUCCCCGAGGCCACGCCCCCUCGCGGUCCACACUUGCCCAGCCAGCCAGCAUCGCCUUCUUCCCCGGGCCACGCCCCCCGAGACUCCGCCCCCUUCACCCCAGCCAUCCCUCCUCCCUCCCCCAACCCGCGUGUGACCUGCUGGGGCUUCCGGACGCGAAGCGCGCUCAACAGAUGAUUGUCGGUGCAGUCGGCUCUGUGCUGACCUCGCUCCUCCGCCUUCCCCGGCCUGCAGCCGUCGCCGCCAUGAGCACUGGCACCUUCGUCGUGUCGCAGCCGCUCAACUACCGCGGCGGGGCCCGUGUGGAGCCGGUGGAUGCCUCCGGCACGGAGAAAGCCUUCGAGCCAGCCACCGGCCGAGUGAUAGCCACUUUCGCGUGUUCAGGAGAAAAGGAAGUAAAUUUGGCCAUUGAAAAUGCAAAGGCUGCCUUUAAAAUCUGGCGUAAGAAGAGUGGCCUGGAGCGCGGUCAAGUCCUCUUAGAGGCUGCCCGGAUAAUAAGGGAGCGAAAGGAUGAAAUUGCCACCGUGGAGACCAUCAACAAUGGGAAGUCCAUAUUCGAGGCCCGCCUGGAUGUUGACACUUGCUGGCAGUGCCUGGACUACUAUGCAGGGCUGGCUGCAUCCAUGGCAGGAGAGCACAUCCAGCUCCCAGGAGGGUCCUUCGGCUACACCCGAAGAGAACCACUUGGGGUGUGUGUGGGAAUAGGAGCAUGGAACUACCCGUUCCAGAUCGCCUGUUGGAAGUCGGCUCCGGCUUUGGCCUGUGGUAAUGCCAUGAUCUUCAAGCCUUCUCCCUUCACGCCCGUGUCUGCUCUGCUCCUGGCUGAGAUCUACACCAAAGCCGGUGUGCCUCCUGGGCUCUUCAACGUGGUGCAAGGUGGGGCUGCCACAGGCCAGUUUUUGUGUCAGCAUCGUGACGUGGCCAAAAUCUCCUUCACUGGAAGUGUGCCCACUGGCAUGAAGAUCAUGGAGAUGUCCGCUAAAGGAGUCAAGCCCAUUACUUUGGAACUUGGGGGCAAAUCUCCUCUCAUCAUCUUCUCAGACUGUAAUCUGGAGAAUGCUGUGAAGGGGGCCCUGAUGGCCAACUUCCUCACACAAGGACAGGUCUGCUGUAAUGGCACUCGAGUCUUUGUGCAAAAGGACAUUGCUGAUGAAUUUACAAAAGAGGUCGUGAAGCAGACUCAGAAGAUAAAACUUGGAGACCCACUUCUGGAAGAUACAAGGAUGGGCCCGCUCAUCAAUGCCCCGCAUCUGGAACGAGUCCUCGGGUUUGUCAAGUCAGCCAAGGAGCAGGGUGCUACUGUGCUGUGUGGUGGAGAGCCAUAUGUACCGGAGGACCCCAAAUUAAAACAAGGAUAUUACAUGACACCUUGCAUUUUAACUAAUUGCAGAGAUGACAUGACUUGUGUAAAAGAAGAGAUCUUUGGACCAGUUAUGUCCAUUUUGACAUUUGAAACUGAAGCUGAGGUUCUGGAGCGGGCCAACGACACCACUUAUGGACUAGCAGCUGGGGUCUUCACCAGGGACAUCCAGAGGGCGCACAGGGUGGCGGCUGAGCUGCAGGCCGGAACGUGCUACAUUAACAACUAUAACGUCAGCCCUGUGGAGUUGCCUUUUGGUGGCUACAAGAAGUCAGGAUUUGGCAGAGAGAAUGGCCGUGUGACGAUUGAGUACUAUUCACAGCUGAAGACGGUGUGUGUGGAGAUGGGCGACGUGGAGUCGGCCUUUUGAAACCCAGUGACGCCUGCUCACGUAGCCGAGCUGUGGAAUGAGUUGACUGCCCUGACAGGCCGUGUAACUGAAUAGCUUCUUACAUCCCGGCUUUGGGUCAUUAGUGUGAUAAUGGGUCAGUAUUGUCAUAUAGUCUGUCAUACAGUCACCUUCCCAAUAGAAAAUGUGCACAAGUGCCUUUCAGAUGGUAGCCAGGGAACCUGCUGUUCUGGCAAGUCCCUGAGAGAUGUGUAGACUCCAGCAGCGCACUGUUCAGACAGGAGCAGGCCACAGCUCUGCUCAUACACAUGUGUCCCACCCACAAUGGCAGCUUUCUAGUUUGCUUUAAAGAAGGUGUUCCUCCUGGGUUCCUGGUGAAUCAGUAGAUAUAUGUUCUUUGUUCAUUGACAACCAAAAACCAAAUUCUUAAAAGCUUUUAUUUGGAGCUGGGCAGUAGUGGUGUGUGCCUUUAAUCCCAGCAUUCUGGAGGCAGAGGCUGGUGGAUAUCUGAGUUCGAGGACAGCCUGGCCUAUGAGUGAGUUCCAGGACAGCCAGGACUACACAGAGAAACCCUGUCUUGAAAAAAAAACAAAACAAAAAUAAAUAAAUAAUAAAAUGUAAAAAGCUGUUAUUCAGACAUAUUAAAGUCUUAAUACUUGUGGGAAAUGUGGCUCAUUGGCAUUCAAAAAACUCUGUUCUUCUUGACUAGCAAAAGAGCUCAGUGGUAAGGUCUUAGCACAUAAGCCCAAUGACCUCCAUUUUAUCUCCAGAACUCAGAUCAAGGUGAUAGCCCCUCCCCCAUAUCCUAUAACACACAAUAAUAAAAUCUUUCUCAAGCA
Molecule: messenger RNA, 2616 nt
Organism: Mastomys coucha (southern multimammate mouse)
Lineage: Eukaryota; Metazoa; Chordata; Mammalia; Rodentia; Muridae
Gene: Aldh9a1
Product: aldehyde dehydrogenase 9 family member A1
Exons: 11
Coding region: 242-1798 (518 amino acids)
Molecular function (GO): aminobutyraldehyde dehydrogenase (NAD+) activity; 4-trimethylammoniobutyraldehyde dehydrogenase (NAD+) activity
Source: RefSeq, a predicted model, not a curated record